AUGAUCCCCUUCUCCAUCCUCUACGUCGCCGCCGUCAUGCUCACCUCCCUGUGCACCGAGUACUACCAGUUCCUCCUCGCCCAGGGCAUCCUCGGCGGCCUCUGCAUCGGCAUGCUCUACACCCCCGCCAUCUCCAUCCUCGGCCACUACUUCCAGCGCCGCCGCGACCUCGCCAUCGGCAUCUCGUCCGCCGGUUCCCCCCUCGGCGGCGUCAUCUUCCCCAUCGCCCUCAACCGCUUCCUCGAGCACACCGACCUCGGCUUCGGCUGGUCCCUGCGCAUCAUCGGCUUCCUCAUGCUCCUGCUGCUCGCCGUCGGCUGCCUCACCCUGGUCCCGCGCAUCUCCCCCCGCUCCGGCCCGCAUUUCCUCCCCGCCGCCUUCACCAAGCCCGUCUACUCCCUCCAGGUCGUCGGCUACUCCGUCAUCUUCUGGGGUCUCUACACCCCCUUCUUCUUCCUCCCCGCCUACGCCACCGCCCGCGGCGUCCACGCCGACUGGGCCUUUUACAUCAUGCCCAUCUACAACGCCGGCUCCGUCGUCGGCCGCCUCGUCGGCUCCCGCCUCACCACCCGCCUCGGCCGCUUCAACACCCUCGUCGCCGCCAUCUUCAUCUCCGCCAUCCUCGAGUUCUGCUGGCUGGCCACCACCAACCUGGGCGGCCUCAUCGCCUUUGCCGUCCUCUUCGGCAUCUCUUCCGGCGCCAUCAUCGGCCUGUUCCCCGCCACCGUCGCUAUGACCGCCCCCCACGCAAACCAGAUCGGCACCUAUCUGGGCAUGAUGAUGGGUGCCCUGGGCGUGUUUUGCCUCACGGGGUCGCCCAUGAUGGGCGCCAUCGUCAGUCGCUACGGGUUCACGCCCGCCAUUGCGUUUAGCGCCGCGCUGAUCGUGGUCGGUGGGUGUCUGAUCUUGGCUGCGCGGUUGUGUCAUUCGAAAGCGCUGGUGUCGUGA
Molecule: messenger RNA, 948 nt
Organism: Uncinocarpus reesii 1704
Lineage: Eukaryota; Fungi; Ascomycota; Eurotiomycetes; Onygenales; Onygenaceae
Exons: 1
Coding region: 1-948 (315 amino acids)
Biological process (GO): transmembrane transport
Cellular component (GO): fungal-type vacuole membrane
Molecular function (GO): transmembrane transporter activity
Source: RefSeq, a predicted model, not a curated record